Messenger RNA from Paramecium sonneborni, 1292 nucleotides. Lineage: Eukaryota; Ciliophora; Oligohymenophorea; Peniculida; Parameciidae. The record is from the annotation of a GenBank genome assembly.
UAAAGACUUAUAAUUAACAUGAGCGAUUCAAUAACUGAGUCAAAUUCUUUUGAAAGAAAUGCUAAGGCUGUAGUUUUAGUUGAAAAAUAUUAUCUUGUUCGUUUAAUUUACAAAGGAAGAAGUCAUAACCUGUAUUUAGGUAAUUAGGUAAUUCUAAUAGUAAGUGUAGCUUUAAAUAAGGAGGAUCCGAAUAUCUACUAUUUAGUUGAAAUGAAAAGGUAUAAAGAAUAAUAUAUAUUUUAUAGUUAAGAGCAGCAUAAUUCUUUUAUUUGUGAUGAAAGGAUUGUUAAAAAAAUGGAAGAUUGUACUAUUUAUAUAAAUAAUUAUUUUAGUACAACUCAUUCCAAAGAAAAUAGAGUCAGGAGUCUAUAAAUAUAAGAAUAUGGAAUAUCGUUUUAAUAUUAAAGAAAGAUGUGGACCUUCUUUAAAAUUGUGUUUUUAACAUUAAAAUAGAAAAUUUUCUGAUUAAGUGUUUGCUACUCUAGCAAUUGAAGCAGUAAUACUGAAAAUGAUAUUUUAGAUAAGUACAUUAGAGAGAAUGCAUUCAGCAUCAAUAGUUCAUUGUUAUUUAAAGCCUAAGAAAUUUGUUACAUUGCAUAGAGGAGUUCAAUUAAUUUUAACUGACCUAAAAUUUGCCUAAAAAUACAAAUUAAGGUAGUUAUUAAACUAGAACACUAAAAAUAAAUUCCAAUAUGCAUUAGCAUUAAAUAAAUAUUCAAGUUUAAAUUUGCAUUUAGGGAUAAGUAAAGCAAUAAGUUAAAUAAAGGACCCUGUCCUAGAGAUGAUUUAGAAUCUUUAGCAUAUAUAUUGAUAAAUUUUUAUAUUGGAGGUCGUUUAUUUAAGACAAAGUAGAAGAAAACAAAAAGUGAUAAAAUAAAGGAAGUUGAAUUAUAGAAAAUGAAUUUAAUAAUAGAGAAAGCAUUUCCAUCAUUACCAAAAGAAAUAAUUUAAUUUUAUUAUCAUGUAAAAUUGUCAAAUAUUGAUUAAUACAAAGUAAUUAAUUAUGAUGAACUUAAAACAUAUUUUUAUAAAAUGAUGUAGAAAAAUAAUAACAAUUAAAUAAACUUAAAAUGUUAUCCAUGGGUAAUAAUAUUUAAAUAUAAAUAAAUAAGAAUCAAGAAUUAAUAGAUCCAUAUAAAUAGAGUUCUGCUAGUAGUUUAUCAUCUGUAGUAGAAGAUGAUGAAAAUGAAUCUGAUGAUUCCUUAAUAGAAGAAUAAUCAAUUUUAAGUGUGAUUGAAUAGUUGAAAUAAAUAACAAGAACUAAAAAAUUGCUAUCUGAAUUGGAUAAUUGA